AUGGACUCAGGAGUGCAAGUUGCUGAUGAAGUAUGUCACAUUUUUUAUGACAUAAAAGUUCAUAAAUGCUCCACAUCAGAAGAAAUCAAGAAAAGAAAGAAGAUUGUCAUUUUUUGUCUCAGUGCAGACCAAAAGUGCAUCAUUGUAGAAGAGGGCAAAGAGAUCUCAGCUGGAGAUAUUGGUGUAACCAUAACUGGUCCUUUCAAGCACUUUGUGGGAAUGCGUCCUGAAAAAGAUUGCUGCUAUGCUUUAUAUGAUGCAAGCUUUGAAACGAAGAAAUCCAGAAGAGUAUUGUUUAUUUGUUUGUUUUUGUGGGCACCAGAACUACCACCUCUGAAAAGUAAAAUGAUCUACACAAGCUCUAAGGAUGCAAUCAAAAAGACAUUUCAAGCAAAUGGACCAGAAGAUCUCAGUUGGGCUUGUAUUGCUGAAAAGUUAGAUGGGUACUUAAUUGCAGCUUUUGAAGGAUGCUCUGUAUAG
This is a messenger RNA of Pongo pygmaeus (Bornean orangutan), 480 nucleotides long. RefSeq names its product destrin. Gene Ontology annotation, biological process: actin filament depolymerization. Gene Ontology annotation, cellular component: actin cytoskeleton. Gene Ontology annotation, molecular function: actin binding. The record is from RefSeq and is a predicted model, not a curated record. Lineage: Eukaryota; Metazoa; Chordata; Mammalia; Primates; Hominidae.